CCAGGACAGCGCCGACCCGGGCGCCGCUGCUGCCCUCCCUGCCCCAGCGCCCCGCCCUGAGGGAUUGGCAGAUUUGCCAUCAGGAGGUUUUAAACAGGAUUCGGUGCCGACAGCCUCCCUGCUGCAGCCUGCGGAUAGGAAGAGGCAAAGAUGCAGAUGACCAAGAGCUCUCCCUUGCCCAGGCUGGGCUGUACCUUGCACCCUGGUGCUUUUUCACUGUUAAACAUAGCUAAUUAAUCCAUGUGGGAAAUGUUCCAGCAGAAGGAUAGAGGCACCGUCCAAGCUGUUCAUAGCUCAGCUGUUAGGACAGCUCCCUAAGAAGCGCUAAGAAGGAUGGAGCCACAAAGGACACCGCUAGACACGUGCUCUUAUACAUUGAUGUGUGCCACGGUUAGUUGUGUGUUGGCGUCGGCGAAGUAAAUCCACAGAGAAUAUGUUACACUUCCUUGGGUUUACAUGAUGAAAUGGCAACGGAGGUUCUAACUGAACAAUACAAUGUGUCCGACGUUUGUUUGUUUUUUAACUUGACGCAGACCAGAGUUGCUGCCAGCAUGGCAUCGCCAGCGAUAAAGCAGCAGCCCCCAUUCUCCCCCAGAGAACAGCAGCCGGAGGAUCAAGCGGAGAGCUUCAGGUCCAAAAGUUUGCCAGCUCUGAACAGGUCUGCUCCUCGGAUUAUCACAACACAAAGCACCCUUCUUGAGGCAAAACGGAGUUUCUGGCACAGUUUCCAAGCGAGGUCUGACCUGAGAUGUGGCCUUGACACCAACAAAUCAGCUCACAGUAACGGCGCUGCUGCUGCUGCUGCUUCUGGGACUGUAUUUUCUUUCACAGCCUCCACCUUUUCAGGGGUCGGGAGUUUCACUGAGAGGGCAGACUGUAAUAACUUUGCUGGCACAAGCAAAGGUGUUUCCCCAGCUUCCACGUUGCUAGCUCUCUCAGGUAGAAAGUGUCUCAGCGUGGUGUUGACAGAUUCCCGUUUCUUCUUGGUGUGCAUGUGCUUUCUGACCUUCAUUCAGUCCUUAAUGGUCUCUGGGUAUCUGAGCAGUGUUAUUACCACCAUUGAGAGGAGGUACAGUUUGAAAAGCUCUGAGUCUGGGCUGCUGGUCAGCUGUUUUGAUAUUGGUAGUCUGGUGGUCGUGGUGUUCAUCAGUUACUUUGGGGGGCGUGGACGGAGGCCAUUCUGGCUUGCUGUAGGUGGGUUUUUCAUUGCUCUUGGGGCUGCACUUUUUUCUUUACCUCAUUUCAUCUCUCCACCAUAUCAGAUCCAAGAAUUGAACUCUUCCCUCUCUAACGAGGGCUUGUGCGUGACUGGCAAUAAUACCACCAAAGACCAUUUGGAGUCACCAGCCUGUGUCAAGGACUCAGGUGGAAAUGAUCACUCCCUCUAUGUAGCUUUAUUCAUUUGUGCCCAAAUUCUCAUUGGCAUGGGAUCCACACCCAUCUAUACCUUGGGACCAACCUACUUAGAUGACAAUGUCAAGAAAGAAAAUGCAUCACUGUACCUAGCCAUCAUGUAUGUAAUGGGAGCACUUGGUCCUGCCGCAGGAUAUUUACUAGGAGGAGUUCUUAUUGGUUUUUAUGUUGAUCCUAGAACGACUGUUUAUAUUGACCAGAGUGACCCUCGAUUCAUUGGAAACUGGUGGAGUGGAUUCCUCCUUUGUGCCAUUGCAAUGCUCCUUGUGAUAUUCCCAAUGUUUACUUUCCCAAAAAAGCUCCCACCUCGACAAAAGAAGAAGAAGAAGAAGAAAAUUAGCUCUGAUGACAUUUCAAGUGAUGAUGACGUCAUGAAAGAGAAAACAAACAGCAAAAGACAAGUGGAUAGUUCAAUUCCUGCUUCUAUGGGAUUUGGAAAGAAUGUUAAAGAGCUUCCAAGAGCAGCUGUCAGGAUCUUAAGCAACAUGACAUUCCUUUUUGUGAGUUUGUCAUACACAGCUGAGAGUGCCAUUGUUACUGCUUUUAUUACCUUCAUUCCCAAGUUCAUCGAGUCACAGUUUGGCAUCCCAGCUUCCAAUGCCAGCAUCUACACUGGUGUGAUUAUUGUCCCAAGUGCUGGUGUUGGCAUUGUGCUAGGUGGCUACAUUAUUAAAAAGCUCAAACUUGGUGCAGGAGAGUCUGCGAAGUUGGCUAUGAUUUGCAGCGGUGUGUCUUUGCUGUGCUUUUCAACGCUUUUCAUUGUUGGAUGUGACAGCAUUAAUCUAGGGGGCAUAAAUAUCCCAUACACAACAGGUCCUACACUCACUAUGGCACACAGAAAUCUGACAGGUGGCUGUAAUGUCAACUGUGGAUGCAAAAUUCAUGAGUACGAGCCUGUCUGUGGAUCAGAUGGAAUAACAUACUUCAAUCCAUGUCUGGCUGGCUGCAUCAGUGGUGGAAAUCAUAGCACAGGGGUAAGAAAUUAUACUGAAUGUGCCUGUGUCCAAAGCCGCCAAGUUAUCACUCCACCAACUGUGGGACAGCGCGGUCAGCUCAGGGUGGUUAUUGUCAAAACAUACCUGAAUGAGAAUGGCUAUGCUGUUUCCGGGAAGUGUGAUCGGACCUGCAGUACACUUAUCCCAUUCCUAAUAUUUCUGUUCAUAGUUACCCUUAUAACAGCAUGUGCCCAGCCAUCGGCAAUCAUAGUGACACUCAGGUCUGUGGAAGAUGGUGAGCGGCCUUUUGCACUCGGAAUGCAAUUUGUUUUAUUACGAACUCUUGCUUACAUUCCUACUCCAAUUUAUUUUGGGGCUGUUAUUGACACCACGUGCAUGCUUUGGCAACAGGAUUGUGGUGUGCAAGGAUCUUGUUGGGAAUACGAUGUAACUUCAUUUCGCUUCGUUUACUUUGGAUUGGCAGCUGGUCUCAAAUUCGUGGGAUUCUUUUUUAUUUUUCUGGCCUGGUAUUCCAUUAAAUAUAAAGAAGAUCAGCUGCAGAGGCAGAGAUGGAGGGCCUCACCUGUAAACACAGUGAGCGAGAUGGUUGGUAAAGCUGGACCUCAGCAAAACUAUGCCCGGACUAGAUCCUGCCCUACUUUUAGUGCUCGAGGGGAGCACACUGAAGCCAUCUGUCUGGCACGAGGAAUGAAUUACAUAGCACAGACAUAUCCUGGCCCCUUUUCAGAAGCAAUAAAUUCCUCAACUGAAAAUGCAUUGGAGGAAGUCACUGCUGAAAUAUAGACCCCAGGCUUGAAAAUGUAAAAUUCAGUUUUGUUGGUUGAUUUAAAUAUGGCGCCUUGUGAAACACCCGUGCCUUCUUUUAUAAUCUACACGUCACAUGAUAAUCCAACAAAACUUAAAGCAAACAUCAAUAGCAUACUUGAGGGCUGGAUACCUCGAAAUGACCCAAGUUCUUAUUUCUCCCCUCCAGGUAAUGGAGUUUUAAAAAUAUGUGUUUGUAAUUACUUCAGGUGUGUCCACUAACUGUCCAUGCUCUGAUCUAGUUGUCAAAAUUCAGGUGAGGUAUUCUAAAUGGCGGUAAUCAAUGGAAGGGUGACAGAAAUGCAUCUCAUUGAUGCCAAGACUUUAAGAAAAUGUUUAAAGGGAUCAUCAACUUUGCAUCCACGAAUCAUGUUUCAUAGAUAUGAGUAAUUACUGUGAGUUCUGCUACAAAGCACAACUGAGUGUGUCUAAACUAUGCAACUUAUCUGGAUAAUUGUUGAUGCAGCAUGUCAAUUUUGCUUUCAAAGUCUUUAAUCCAACUGAACUUGAAUGGGGCUAUUUUAAGACAGAUAUAAGAUUUAAAAAUGGACACAACUGUUUAAAGUACUGUUGAUAACAUAUUAAGCCAUAGAAAAGUUAUAUAGAAGGUAAAGUUUUUUCAAAUUCUAAGACAUCGUAUCCUUAUCCUAUUAAAAUGUACAUUUAUUUUAAUUUGAUAGGAUGUAGUAUUAUUCAGUGUAGUACACAGGGUAUGAAAGUAUAACUCAGUGUGAAAAACUACAGUAUUAAUUUGUAGUAACAUUAAGACAUGAUAAUCAACCCCAUAGAGACUAUAAUAAGUAGAUGCAUAUUUCUAUAACUACCUAUACAGUUAUCUGCUAUAGGUGGCUACUACUAACUUCAAAUCCAUACUUUCCUUAGUAAACAGAGUAUCCAGGUUUAGUUUGCCAAGAACUGCUUGGCUGUCCUUACGAAAUGCUUAGCUAUCCUUUGCAAAUGCCUGCAGAUCUUUUUAAACAAAUUGUUCUGGUUUUCCACUAAGUGAAAAUACGCAGAGAGUUUGGAUAGCUGCAUUUUGGGACUGCACUGCUACCAUUCCACACAGACCUCAAACUGAAUGCAAAGGGGAGUUUGCUCCACACCUGGCUCCCCCAUCUUCAUUUAAAGCUCUCUGUGAGGUGUGGCGGAAAUGGAAGAGUCAGCUGACCCCUUCCAGCAGGACAUCUAGGCACAGAAGGCACCUCCGUUCAAGGACCCACACGGCAUGUUCUGAUAUUUGAUUAUUCAAAAUAUUUUAGUGAGUUUUCCCACUUGAUUGAGUCUUCAAGAGACUGUUUGAUUUUUAUCUGCAUCCUGUGCUAAUUCCUCAUCCACAGUCUUAAACUGGGAGCAUUACAACUGGCUGUUGCUGACAUUUAGUGAUCUGUCAGGUGGAAGGUUAUGACAAGAAGCCAGUGUUGUAUUCUACUUGCAGGUACAUGUCUCAGAGCCUUUGGGAAUAGAGGACGGGAUCGUGUAUUUUUUGAAAUUUGGUUGGUGAGAAGCAUGUGGGUAGCAGCCAUGACACACACGGUAGAAAGAAUUAUUUCUCAAUAGAUAUAAACAAUUUUGAUGAGGGUUCAGGAAUUUCAGAGGAUUUUUUUUUUAAAGUUACAGUCAAUUUGUUCUAGUUGUAAGUCAGAUAGGGCCAAAUCCUGUUUCAAUUAAUGUUAAUGGAAAAAUUUCUAUGGGCUUCAGUAGUUUCAGGAUUUGGUCUGUAUAGAUUUUCCUCUCUUGCCAGCUUCCUCCUUCUCUGGCUGGCAUCUGAAGUUACUCACCAUGCUGGCUUCAGAUCCUAGUUGAAAUGUUGGCUCCAUUUAUUCCAAAAUGUCUUGAUUAGUUUAUAUGACUCUUGAGCCUCUUAUGACCAUGUCUGUGGCAGAAAAUGUACAGAAAACUGUUACAUCGCUCAUUAUGUAAGUAUCAGUGACUUUAAUUAGCAGUGCAGUACUUUAGGAACCUAGGAUAUAGGACUGGAAGAGACCUCCUGGGUCAUCAAGUCCAGUCUCCUGCUAUUGCAGGCAUCACCAUAAUAUAAUCCCAUUCAUAAAUUUAUCAAACUCCAUCUUUAAACCUAGUUAGGAUCCUUACCCCACUACUGUUAUCGAGUGGCUGUUUCAAACCUCACUCCUCUGGUGGUUAGAAACCUUGUGCUUUCCAGCAUAAAUGGAUUCAUGGCCAGUUUAUACCCAUUUGGUCGUGCCCUUUAGCUCAGAUAGCUCUUCUCCCUUUAAUUUCACCUCUUGUUAUUCUUUGGAUAUUAAUAUUUAUUUUGAGUCUAAUUUAAUUUUUAGAAUAGUCCAGUUCAGACUACAAAUAGGGUGUACAUUUUUAACAGUGAGGGUACUUAACAACUUAGCUAGGGAUGUGGUGGAUCUGCUGUCAUUAGAAGUCUUUACAUCAAGAUAUGCUCUAGCUCAGCCAAAAGUUAUGGGCUUGAUGCAGGAGCCACUUGGUGAAAUUCUCUGGCCUGUCUUAUACAAGAGGUCAGACUAGAUGAUCAAAAUGGUCCCUUCUGGCCUUAGAAUCUAUGAAUCUUGAUUGAUUUAAUAGCAUGGGGUCAGAUCCGACCAAGAAUGUGUUCUUCAGUAUUCAAAAUUACAAAUCUUCAAUAUGCUGUUGGAGCACAGUGUAGCGUCCUCUCUUCUCCCACUGACGUCAGUGAGCACAGAGGCUGGGCAGCACCUUGCAAGUGGUACUGGGGUCCUUGCCAGGAUAAAACUGGGGUGAAGCAAUGGUGAACCAGGCCCAAGGUCUUCUAUUGUAGAGUUUUGGAGGUCAGACCCUCAGCUGUUGUAAGGUGAGAUAGCUCCACUGAAGUAAUUUACAUCAGCCUAUUAUUAUUAAAGAGGAUACGAUAACCUCUACAAGCUGGAAACUUAAGAAAACUAAAGUGUUUAAAAACCAGCUGAAUAAGUGGGAGUCAAAGUAACAUUACUGGGUUCUUACUUACAGUUUGUAUGCUAGUUCCUCUCCAGUUUGUAAUAGUGUCUUUAUGACACAGAAUAUUUUCCUCCCAAGUUUACCCGUGUCCAUUUCCAAGAGUUUAUUUAUUUCUAAUGGAAUUAGGGGGAGUCAUUUUAACUCUGAUCAGCUACUUUGUGCACCAGCAUUGCAAAUAAUAAAUUCAAGCCUGUUCACAUCAGGUAGGCAGAACUCUCGCUGUGGGAGAUUUGCCUGAGAGGAAUGCAAGCUUAGUUUCCAUGUUCAAGAAGUGUGUAUGGUUUAACCUACCGGGUUACAGCACUUAACGUACUUUACCUGUUGGGUUUGAACUGCUUAACAUCGGCCCUUUAAAAUGUUCAGAAUUGGACACUCCACUUCAUAAGCUUCAUUCUUCAAUAGGGAAUUAGCGUUUUUUAUGCCAUAUAGCAAUUUGUAAUGGUUAAAUAUAAACAUUUCCAUAGACUAGAUUGUACACAUACAGGUAGACAGCCAACAUUUCUGUAAAUAUGUACUGUGACUAACUGUAGUAAGUAAGAUGAAUCAUCAUAUUGCAAACAUCUACAAGCCUCUCAUUAUACAGAUAAGCUGUUUUCUGUUAAUUUACAGGUCACCUUAUAAAUGAAGAUGGGUCUGACCCUCAAAGUUCAGACCUCAGUCCAAACCAUCCCAAAAUGUGGGAGUUAUUGAGUUUAGGCUUAUCUCUUCGUUUAAGAUCAUUGUAUAAUCCGUUGUUUGUUUAUUUUUCCCACACUUCGAACAACUUGUCACCAGAUUUCCUCCCACAAGCUACUGUUCAUGUGAUGGGAUGGGUAAAAAGCCUCUGUGUUCGAGUAUGCCUGAAAAAAGAAGUGUCCAAAAUGUUUUUCUGUUCUAGGAAGAAUGAAGACCCUGCUGUCUAACAUCCUUGAUCUGCUCUGGAUGAAUAGCUAAACCAUGCCGUGGUGCUAGUUGUUAUUGAUGUAUUUUAUGAUGCAUGUUCACCGUGACUUAACUGGCAUUCAAAACAUUUCACUUAUGUAACAGCGUGUGCUUUCAAUUUGAAAAUCUGGAAAUGUUCCUGCAAAGAUCAUAAUUACCAGUGGGCCAAAUCCUACAGGCCUGACUUAGUCUUUCAGUGGGAAUAUUGCUUGCACUACAGGAUUUGGUCUAGCAUUAAUAGUGAAAGUACUAAUGUAAAACUAUAUAACCUGUAGAAAUGUAGCAUAUGACUAAUUUCCAGAACAUUACUUGUUUUAAUAUACCUUUAUGGAACACUCCUAAACAGCUGUUCAAAGUAAGGUUUUUGUGAACUAAAAGAUUGGGCCAAAUUCUGGGGAUCCCUAACUCAGCAAAAUUCCUGCUUCAGUCAAUGAGAAUUUAAACUAAAGUUAAGGUACCCGAAUUUGUCCCAUUAAUACUAUUCCUCUAUAAAAUACCAAAAUGAAGAGUCAAAGUCAAGGACUCAAUUCAGCCAGUUGACAUUCACUCCAGGUAUUUUGUCAUUUGUUUCUGUGGAGACAGAAUUUGGCCCAUUGGUUUUGAACUUUGAAAGGUAAUACCUUUUCUGUCUCAGUGUAUAUGGACUUAACUGGGCUAGGAGAUCAAAGGGGAUCAUUGAGCUGAUGUAUCAAGAUGUGUGCCUGAGAACAAGGCGACAGAAAUGUUACCUCCUAGAAGAAAACAUUUUUAAAAACAAAAAUUAUCACAGGGCUGUAUUAAACCAAAAAGUUGUACAGAAACUUAUCAACUCAGUUUUCAUGCAGAAAUGCAAGUUGAAAUCACUGUUAUAGUGAGCAUUCCUCAUAAAGGUCUGCUCCUUUCUCCACUGGAGUAAAUGGGUGUUUUGCCAUUGACUUCAAUAGGAGCUGACCCAAAAUGCAUACCUCUCCCCUCUGCCCCUUCCCCUCCCAAACCUGGGUAGCGUUUUAGGGGCAUGGAAUGGGCGCACUGGCCUGUAAUUGUUUAGUUUAACAAAGUGUUAUAUUGAAUAAACUGGUGUUACGUCAUUUGUAGUGUGUGUGGGUGUGUGUGGGUAGUGUGCUUGUGGUAAAAGAGAGAGACUAAUUGUUAGGUGCAUUUGUUUUUGCAUACCUUAAGGUCCUUUUAUUGAUAUUUCUCAGCAGAACUUAGAAUAAUAUUCAUGAUCUAUAACAUACUGUGGUUAAUGAUAUUUAUUGUCAACAUCUAUUGUAAACGUGUUUACAAGCAAACCCUUGAAUACUUGAUAUU
Gopherus flavomarginatus (Mexican gopher tortoise) is the source of this 8327-nucleotide messenger RNA. It is a transcript of the gene SLCO5A1, whose product is annotated as solute carrier organic anion transporter family member 5A1. Gene Ontology annotation, biological process: transmembrane transport; sodium-independent organic anion transport. Gene Ontology annotation, molecular function: protein binding. The record is from RefSeq and is a predicted model, not a curated record. Gene Ontology annotation, cellular component: membrane. NCBI's taxonomy places the organism in Eukaryota, Metazoa, Chordata, Testudines, Testudinidae. The transcript is spliced from 10 exons. Bases 465 to 3152 code for a protein of 895 amino acids.